Molecule: messenger RNA, 3044 nt
Organism: Lolium rigidum
Lineage: Eukaryota; Viridiplantae; Streptophyta; Magnoliopsida; Poales; Poaceae
Product: caldesmon-like
Exons: 11
Coding region: 1-2751 (916 amino acids)
Molecular function (GO): protein binding
Source: RefSeq, a predicted model, not a curated record
AUGGCCGCUCCGCCGCCGGUGCUCACCCUGGCGGUGGAGAAGGGCCCGCGUGCCGGAGAGACCCGGCAGUGCCGCGCGGGCGCCGCUCUCCGCGUCGGCCGCGUCAUCUCCGGCAACGACCUCGCCGUGCGCGACGUGGGCGCGUCGCAGCGCCACCUCGCCAUCGAGUUCCUCCCGCCGCCCGCGGCCCGGUGGGCCGUCUCCGACCUCGGCUCCUCCAACGGCACCUUCCUCAACGGCGCCCGCCUCGCGCCCUCCGUCCCGGCCCCGCUCUCCGACGGGGACCUAAUCGUCCUCGGCGAGUCCACCAAGCUCGCCGUGUCCAUCGCGCCCGAUUCGGAGGCGAAGCCCGCCCCUAGGCGCUCCUCGCGCCGCGCGGCGAAGGUGGUGGAGGAGGAACCGACCCCCGCGGUCAUCCGCCGGAGCACACGGAAGAAGGCGGGGCCCUCCGAAGCUGAGAAGGAAGGGCUGGACGCAGCGACAGUGGUGGUGGUGGAGGAAGAGAAACCCCAGAUGGUUACUCGCCGGAGCAGACGGAAUAAGGCGGCUGCACCCGAGGCCCUGGAAGCGGGUAAGGAGGAGAUCGAGGAGGCCGCAUUGGAGGCACGCCGCGGUAGGAAGAAGAAGGCUGUGGAGCCCCCUGAACCAGAGAAGGCGGAGGAACAGAAAGAGGAGAAGGCAGCGGUGGCCACACGCCGCACGAGGAGGAAGAAUGCUGAGCCCUCUGAAUCAGAGAAGGGAGAUGAGGGGAAAGAUGCAGUGACGGUCGCCCCACCACCAGUGCCUAGGACGACAAGGUCCAGAAGGGCUCAGGGAAGGGUUACAGUGCCUUGUGCAAUGGAGACUGUUCCUGAGGAGGAGGAGAGAGAUGAGGUGGUUGCACCGGCAGAGGAGAAGGGUGAUAAGGUGGCAGCUGGGGGAGAAGUGGAAGGGACUGCGAAGGCAUUGGAGGAAAUGCCAGUUGCUCCAAGAGGGCGGACACGAAGAGCACCAAAAGCUAUGACCAAUGCUCGCUGUGCUGCUUCUGACAAUGUCGAUAAGGAGGUAAAGGGUGGUGGAGAAGAGGAAGAGGAUGGCAAGAGAGAAGCGAUUGUCAGUGGAGGAAAAGUAGGGGAUGUGGAAAAUGCGGAGGAGCGUGCCAGGAGAAGCAGCCUGGAGACCAUGCCUGUUGCUCCAAGAGGGCGGGCACGAAGAGCGCCAAAGGGGAUGACCAAUGCCCAGUGUGCUUCUUCUGACAAUGUCGGUAAGGACAUAAAUGGUGCUGAAGAAAAGGAAGAGGAUGGCAAGAUGGAAGCUGUUGGCAAUGGAGGAGAUGUAGAGGAUGUGGAGAACACCGAGGAGCUUGCUGGGAGAAGCAUCUUGGAGACCGUGCCAGUUGCUGGGAGAGAGCAGGCACAAAGAGCGCCAAAAGGGAUGACCAAUGCCCAGUGUGCUUCUUCUGACAAUGUCGGUAAGGAGAUAAAUGGUGCUGGAGAAGAGGAAGACGAUAGCAAGAGGGAAGCGAUUGUCAGUGGAGGAAAGGUAGGGGAUGUGGAGAAUGCAGAGGAGUGUGCUGGGAGAAGCAGCCUGGAGAUCAUGCCAGUUGCUGGGAGAGAGCAGGCACAAAGAGCGCCAAAGGGGAUGACCAAUGCUCGGUGUGCUGCUUCUGACAAGAACAGAGGUGAGGAGAUAAAGGAUGGUGGAGAAGAGGAACAGGGUGACAAGAAGGAAGCAGCUGGCAAUGGAGGAGAUGUAGAGGAUGUGGAGAAGGCAGAGAAGCGUGCUGGGAGAAGCAGCCUGGAGACUAUGACAUUGGGGGAGUGGUUUGACCGGAUGGAAAAGUACCUUCCAAGAACGAUCAAUGAGGCUGCUGAUGAGAUGAUAGCGACUAUGGAGGAGAAGCAUCGACGAAUCAUUGAGUACAUUUCGACGAUUGGAAAUAGUUCCAAUCCAAAGAAGUCACUGGAGACUCAUGCACAGGAGAGAAAACAAGAGGAGCAAACUGAAGCUGGAAGUCAGAAGGAGACUUCACUGGUGGAAAGAGAACUACAUGCAGAUGAACACAGAGAAGAGGAUAGAAAAAGGAUUUUAGCACUAUACAAGUCCAAGCGUGACGAGGAAGAAAGAGCAAGAGGGAGAAUCCAAAAUCAAGUCCAAGAGGAUAAGAGGGAGAGGAUUCAAGCUGCUAAAGAUCUUAUGGAAGCAAAACGGAUUCUUGAAGAAAAACAAAGAAAACGCAUGAUGGAAAGUCAAAAAGCAGAACGAGAGGAGGAGAAAAGAGCAAGAGAGAGAAUCCGUCAACGUAUAAAUGACGAUAAGGCAGAAAGGAGGAGAGGACUUGGUUUGCCGCAGGAAAAUACAGUAGCAUCAACCCCGAUAGUAACUCCCAAAAAGGUAAAACCUACUGAACCUGUUGUAACAUCGGAACAACUGAAAGACUGCCUGCGCACUCUGAAAAAGAAUCACAAGGAUGACAAUGCUAGAGUCAAAAGAGCAUUCCAAAUAUUGCUGAAGAUAAUCGCCAACAUAGCAAAGAACCCAGAAGAGGAGAAGUUCAGAAGGAUUCGCCUAAGCAAUCCUGUUUUCAAGGACAAGGUGUGCAGUCUGCAAGGCGGCGUCGAGUUCCUGGAGCUGUGUGGGUUCCAGAAGCUGAGGAACAACAGCUACCUGUACAUGCCGAGGAGCAAGGUCGACGUGGCGCUCCUCAAUGCCGCAGGGGUUGAGAUCGCGUCUGCCAUGGAGAAUCCCUACUUCGGUCUGCUCUCGAAGUGAGCGGGACAGCCUUCAUUCAUCUCUGCAUCACAUUAAGAGCCCAUCUACUUCGUACAAGCUUCGUGGUAAUGGAAUGGAGUACCAGUGAAUGGACGGCACUGUGGCGAAUAGAUCUCGUCGAUCGGAUCUAUCCCCUGUUGCUGGCAAAUUAUGUACCACCAUAGCGCAACAUUUGCUUUCCAAUAAAUCCACUGGGGUUUCCUGGCAACAAUGGCCUGGUGUUUCUCAUCUUACCAAAGAAAACGGUGCGUGAUUGCAAUUGUAUUCACGAAUCCUCAUGCAGGAGAAAUCAA